Molecule: messenger RNA, 492 nt
Organism: Rodentolepis nana
Lineage: Eukaryota; Metazoa; Platyhelminthes; Cestoda; Cyclophyllidea; Hymenolepididae
Source: the annotation of a GenBank genome assembly
AUGUCGACCACGGACGUUGAGGAAGGUACUUUCAAAAGGCGAAUCCUUUUUGCUAUAGAUGAAAACGAAACCUGCAAACAAGCUUUCAAGAUGUAUAUAGAUCGCAUUAUGCUACCCGGAGAUCAAAUUACCUUUGUUCAUGUAAUGGAACCCGAUACAAAUUUUCGUGGAGCUUCCAGCAGUUCAACAGAACCAGGCAAGACUUCAAAGAAGACUUUUGAGGAAGUGCUGAACAGAUCCAAAUCCCUUGGAAUUUCCUAUAUCACAAUGGCAAAGGCAUUUAAAUUAGAAACAUCUGCUUUUCUCCACGUGCAUACGAGGCCAGGUCGAGCGCUGUUAACAUCCGCGAGACAUCACGACUCAAAUAUGAUUGUUAUAGGGUCUGGUGGUGUUAGAUCUUCUAAGCGUGACUCCCUUGGGUCUGUUUCAGAUUAUGUAGUCCAUAAUUCUCCCAUUCCUGUUGUCGUUUUAUACACUGAAGGCCAUUCAUAA